Messenger RNA from Equus caballus (horse), 558 nucleotides. NCBI's taxonomy places the organism in Eukaryota, Metazoa, Chordata, Mammalia, Perissodactyla, Equidae. The record is from RefSeq and is a predicted model, not a curated record.
AUGGCUUGGGACUUCCUACUUGCUCUGGAGCCUGUAGCUGAGAUUUCCAGAAGUCUGACAAAGCCAGCAAAGCACCGCUCCCGGCAGGGCCGCCCAGCCCUCACGCGCACCAGGGCCUGGGUCUCGGAGCUCGCCUGCAUCUACUCGGCCCUCAUCCUGCACGACGAUGAGGUGACCAUCACAUAUUUCGGAGACAUUGACGAAAGCUUCACUUUGCUCUCUAAUGGAUUGCCAUUUUGCUUGUUUUAGGAGGAUAAGAUCAAUGCCCUCAUUAAAGCUGCCGGUGUAAAUGUCGAACCUUUCUGGCCAGGCUUGUUUGCAAAGGCCCUGGCCAAUGUCAGCAUCCGGAGCCUCCUCUGCAACAUGGGGGCUGGUGGACCUCCCCCGCCUGCUGGGGCUGCCCCAGCUGGAGGUCCUGCCCCCUCCACCACCGCUGCUGCCCCAGCUGAGGAGAAGAAAGUGGAAGCAAAGAAAGAAUCUGAGGAGUCUGAUGAUGACAUGGGCUUUGGUCUUUUUGCCUAAACCUCUUGUAACAUGGUGAAUAAAAAGCUGAACUCA